AAGUUGACUGCGGUGAGUCGAAAGCGCGCUCUUCCUUCCGGCAUGGCCGACAAGAAGAAAGUGCCAAGCAUCGAGUUGAACAGUUUUCCGGCCAACGGGGGAUCAGUAGCCGGUGAAGAGGGCUCAGGAACGGCAACACAGAUGGCCACUGCGAAGAACGAUGAUCUGCCCGAAAGGGGCAACUGGGUCGGAAAGUUGGACUUUAUUAUGUCAUGCGUUGGCUAUGCUAUUGGGCUAGGAAAUGUAUGGAGGUUUCCUUACCUGUGCUAUAAGAAUGGAGGCGGAGCCUUUCUAAUACCAUAUCUACUUACACUGUUCUUAGCAGGAAUUCCAACAUUUCUACUAGAAACUUCUUUAGGCCAAUUUUUAAGUAUUGGUGGCCUGGGGGUUUGGAAAAUAUGCCCAAUCUUCAAAGGCGUGGGUUAUGCAGCUGCUGUCAUGGCAUUCUGGUUGAACACAUACUACAUAGUAGUACUUUCUUGGGCCCUAUAUUACAUCUUCAAUUCUUUACGGUGGGAUGUUAUGUGGAGAACAUGCGACAACUGGUGGAACACACCUCUUUGCCAAUCAGAGUACGAAACCAAUUGCACGAAAGAGUCCUGUCCUGUAGAGGCAACUACUGUGGCUCACAUAAGCCCAGUGAAAGAGUAUUGGGAACGCAAUGUACUUCAGAUCACAAGUGGUCUUGGAGAGCCAGGUGAAGUGCGUUGGCCAUUAGCUGGAACUCUGUUUCUGGCAUGGGUUCUCUGCUACUUUUGCAUCUGGAAAGGAGUCAAAUGGACUGGAAAGGUUGUCUACUUUACUGCGCUGUUCCCCUAUGUUUUGCUGUUCAUCUUGCUGAUCAGAGGAUUGACGCUUCCUGGAGCCAGUGAUGGAAUUAAAUUUUAUAUAUGGCCAGAUAUGAAUAAACUUGGUGAUUCUCAGGUAUGGAUAGAUGCUGCUACUCAAAUUUUCUUUUCUUACGGUCUUGGCCUAGGAUCUCUUAUUGCCCUUGGAAGCUACAACAAAUACAGUAAUAAUGUUUACAGGGAUUCCUUGAUUGUCUCUUGCAUCAAUAGUGGGACCUCCAUGUUUGCCGGAUUUGUCAUUUUCUCCGUGGUUGGAUUCAUGGCACAUGAGCAGAAUAAGGCUGUCAGUGAAGUUGCUGCUUCAGGUCCUGGUUUGGCCUUCUUAGCUUAUCCAUCGGCAGUGCUGAAACUUCCUAUAUCUCCUCUAUGGGCUGUGCUUUUCUUCCUCAUGAUAUUAAUGUUAGGUCUUGACAGUCAGUUUUGUACUAUGGAAGGCUUCAUCACAGCUGUUGUGGAUGAAUGGCCUCGUCUACUCAGACCACACAAAGAAAUUUUCAUUGCACUUGUUUGCGUCGUUUCCUACAUCAUGGGGCUCUGUUUUGUGACUCAAGGUGGAAUGUACGUAUUCCAGUUAUUUGACUACUACGCUGCAAGUGGGAUCUCACUAUUGUUUCUUAUAUUCUUUGAAGUUACGUCCAUAUCUUGGUCCUAUGGCGUCAACCGCUAUUACGAGAAUCUGAAGGAUAUGCUGGGAUACUACCCUUGUUUUUGGUGGAAGCUUUGCUGGGUAUUUUUUACACCAUGCGUUUGUGGGGGAGUGUUUUUGUUCAGUAUGGUACAGUACAAACCUCUGGAUUAUAUUGGAUAUGUAUACCCGUGGUGGGGUCAAACUAUUGGAUGGCUGCUUGGUUUGUCAUCGAUGCUUUGCAUACCAAGCUAUGCUGCAUACAAGUACUUCACGACUGAGGGUACAUUUAGAGAGCGUAUGAAGAAUCUCUGCAGACCAGAUAUCAAUAUCCAAGAAGAAAUUCGCUUAAGAAAGAUCCGAGAAGAAGGACUGAAUGCCGUCACAUCUGUAUAGAAAUGCUUUCGAAAGCUACAUCGUCAUUGUCAGAAGAGCUAACCAAAGAAAUAGAUCGGAGCUCUGCAAAGCAUGUCGAGCUCUGAACUUUACCACCUCAAGACUCCUUUAUAUGUACAGGCAUAUAAUAUCUGCAAGGACGAUCAGCAAGACCUCAAUGCAUAAAAUAAUAGCAAAAACACAUAAGACGGAGAUUAUUACUUUUUAAAGUGAAUUAGAAGAGAAUUUCGCCAGAGGAGCAACUGAAAGGAUUUACAAAAUAUCGGUGUUUGAUUUUCAUGUGUACAGUCAUUUAUUGGAACAUUUUUAGAAAGUUAAUAAGCAAUUUGGUGAAAUACUGUUAUCAUAAGAAUUCUUGGUUUUCUAAGUGUAUUUCAAAAAAUGUAUUCAAUGUAUUCUCGAUGUCUCACAGCGCCUUCUGAAGCACGUGAAAUCAAAAAUAUUGUAAAAAGUAAACGUAUUUUAAACUUGACUUAAUUGUUCUAUAUAAAUUUACUGUACUAGUUGUAGUUCAAACGAUAAAAGAAAAAUUCUGAUGAUAAAAAUUUGGUAAAGUGUUGUUAUCAUAAGAAUUUCUUUUAUUUUCUAAGCUUUAUUCAAGAAAUAUAUUCUAUGUAUUCUUGAUGUCUCACGCAGUCUUUUAAAGCGCUUAUAAUUUAAGAUUCAUUUUUUUAAAAAAAACUUGUUUUAAACUUCAGUUAAAAUUUAUUGCAAGAUUAUAAUUCGAACAUAGAAAGAUAAAUUCUUAUGGUAAUAAUUUGAUACAAUUUUUUUAUCAUAAGAAUUUUAAGUAUUCUAAGUUUAUUUCAAGCCAUGUAUUUAAUAUAUUCUUGAUGUCUCACAUCGCCUUCUGAAGCGCGUAUAAUUAAAGAUUCUUUUGUAAAAAAAUGUCUUAUAAAUUUGAUUUAAUUCUUCUGUUAAAAUUUAUUCUAAGGUUACAGUUCGACCAAAGAAAUUUAUUGAUUUCUCCUAUUUAUGAUUUUGAAGAUUAAAUCAAUGUAAAUAAAUAUAUUCAAAGUGCUUCUGUAAAAAACACUGUGGCUGUGUUAGAAAUUAGCGAUAUCAAUCAUUUUCUUUUCAUUGUAGAACUUAGCUAUUCAGAUAUCUUUUCAGGUUGUUCAUUAUAUUUCAGCUCAAAAGUUUUAAUCUAUAAUAUUUCUUUUACUGUUUUCAUGUAUUUAUCUACUUUUUAAAUAAAGAAUUAAAUCAAAUUUG
Argiope bruennichi is the source of this 3084-nucleotide messenger RNA. It is a transcript of the gene Gat, whose product is annotated as sodium- and chloride-dependent GABA transporter 1-like. Lineage: Eukaryota; Metazoa; Arthropoda; Arachnida; Araneae; Araneidae. Bases 43 to 1869 code for a protein of 608 amino acids. Gene Ontology annotation, cellular component: membrane. Gene Ontology annotation, biological process: sodium ion transmembrane transport. The transcript is spliced from 13 exons. The record is from RefSeq and is a predicted model, not a curated record.